UCAUGUUAAGAAUUUCUAAGACUUUAUUUUUAAAUCUUGCUAAUAUCAAUCGAUUUGCUUAUCAUACAAUUAAUGAUCAAAUAAAACUUACAGAUUAUUGUAUUUAGGUAUAUAUAUAAAUAAUGAAGGAAAUUUAAAGAAAAUAAACAAGCAAAUACACAAACAAAUUCUUAAGAUUAGGAGUUGAUGGAGCAUGUAAUAUCUUAUCAUUUAUAAUAUAGAAGGAUGUUCAGGAUUUAAAUACUCUUUUAAUUUUGAUGAUUAAAUUUUAGAAGAUGAUUAUGUUCUAAAACAAUAAAAUGAAAUCAUAUUUGUUGUAGAUGAAAUUACACUCAAAUUUGUUAAUGGAUGUGUUAUAGACUAUGAAAAUAAGAUGAUUAGAGCAGCAUUUUAUGUAAUUCUAACAUUUUAUUAUUUAGGUCUAAGAAAAUCCAAAUGCAGAAAAAUCAUGUAGUUGUAAAGCAUCAUUUGCUCCAAAACCUGAGUUAUUAUGA
Molecule: messenger RNA, 494 nt
Organism: Paramecium pentaurelia
Lineage: Eukaryota; Ciliophora; Oligohymenophorea; Peniculida; Parameciidae
Source: the annotation of a GenBank genome assembly